AAAAUUUUCAUCAUCAUUAUUAAUAACAUUUUUAUCAUCUGUUGUCGUCGUCAUCAUCGUUUUUCUGUUUGUGGUGGAACCAUUUAGUGGAUAAAUAUUCAUCAUCAUUAUAUCUCUGUACUUUCUUUGUGUGUGUGUGUGUAAACGACACGUGUAAGUUUUUUUUUUUUGCUUGUUUGUUUGUAAUGUUGAUUUUCAGUGAGGAAAAAAAUUCUUUAUACAGAAUUCGAUUUUCAUGAAUUUAGAGAUUCGAUUUUUCAGCUACCAAUCACCAAUAAUGAAAGUUUAUUAUUUGGAUCAUAAUCAUUAUAUUACCAAGACAAUGGAAUGUUUUUGGAGAUUUGCCAUUACAAGACGAUUAUCAUCAUUAUCUUCAUCAUCAUCAUCAUCAUCAAUUAAUAAAAAUCACAUGGAUAUGAUUAGAGCCAGAAACACACCACCAACCACAACCACAACGACAACUACAACAUCAAUGAUAGCAACAACAAUCAAUGCAUGUAGUAAACGGCAUGUUACCGGUAUUUGUAGUGGCAUUAUAUUUGAUACACAAAUUUUUAGUGGUGCCAUCUUGAGCUUGUCAUCAAUAUCACGAUCAUUAUUCGAUCAAUAUCAUCAGGCAUGUCGACAGCAUUUUUUUGCCAAAUAGAAAUCAUCAUCAUCAUUAUUUACAAAUUCGAUUAUUUUCUGAUCAAAAAAAAUCUACCACAACCAAAAUGUCUGAUGAACAAUCGAAAGCACAAUCAGCUACCGAUGAUGGACAAGAAACAAUUUUCGGUAAAAUGUUGAAUGGAAAAAUACCGGCCAAAUUUAUCUAUGAAGAUGAUAUGUGUGUCGCUUUUGAUGACAUUAAUCCUGUUGCACCAGUACAUUUUCUUGUCAUUCCACGUAAACCGAUAACACAAUUAUCGAAAACUACUGAUGAUGAUGAAAAAAUUCUUGGACAUAUGAUGUCUGUUGUACGUAAAGUUGCCGAACAAAAAGGAUUGGCCACCAAUGGUUAUCGUUUGGUUAUGAAUAAUGGUCGUCAUGGCUGUCAAUCAGUAUAUCAUAUUCAUUUUCAUGUUAUUGGUGGUCGUCAAUUAGGUUGGCCACCAUGUUAAUGUCAAGAAAUUGUUUCAUUCAACAAAUUCAAUCAAUAGUAGAAUUGAAAACAAACAAACAAACAAAAAAUUUUUUUUUUUAA
Messenger RNA from Dermatophagoides farinae (American house dust mite), 1183 nucleotides. RefSeq names its product histidine triad nucleotide binding protein 1 (gene HINT1). Lineage: Eukaryota; Metazoa; Arthropoda; Arachnida; Sarcoptiformes; Pyroglyphidae. The record is from RefSeq and is a predicted model, not a curated record. Gene Ontology annotation, molecular function: catalytic activity.